Messenger RNA from Lolium perenne, 2328 nucleotides. RefSeq names its product disease resistance protein PIK6-NP-like. NCBI's taxonomy places the organism in Eukaryota, Viridiplantae, Streptophyta, Magnoliopsida, Poales, Poaceae. Gene Ontology annotation, molecular function: ADP binding. The record is from RefSeq and is a predicted model, not a curated record.
AUGGAGGAGGCUCCCGUGACCGCAGCCAAGCUGGGCGCUCUGUUGGUGCACAGUGAGUACAAGCUUGGGCGCCGGACUCGGAAGGACGUGGAGUUCAUCCACUCCAAGUUCAAGUCCAUGCACUCUCUCCUCUGGGCGAUAUGGGAGAGGGAGGAUCGUGAUGCGGCAUCCAAGGAGUUGAGGAUGGAAGCCUGGGAUCUCGCCGACGACAUGGACGACGCCGUCGACGACUUCGUCCUCACUCUACAGAGGCACAUCACCAAGCGUCGCAUCCAGCCCAAGACCAAGGAAAGGCCCUUCCUGGAUCUCAAGAAGAGAGCCGAUGAUGUGUGGAAGCGGUGCCGCUGCCAGUGGAAGAAGGAGACUACUCCGGGAAUCAUCCCCAGCUUAUUUUCAGGGAAGAAAGCCAUCGCCUCCAAACCUCGAGCUCAUCCCUUUGUCCGCAAGGAUGUGGCAGAGCUCGUGUGUAUGGAAGAACCGAGGGAUGAGCUCGUUCAACACCUGGUAGGAAAGGAGGCGAGCCUGCAGCUCAAAAUGGCAUCAAUUGUUGGAAUGGCAGGGAUGGGGAAAACCACUCUUGCACGCCUUGUGUAUGAGGCGAUUGGAAAUAAGUUCCAGGUCCGGGCUUUUGUGUCAGUCAAUCCUGGUGGUAGCAUGAAGGAGGUUCUCGCAAGUAUUCUUGAACAAGUUGGAGCUGACAGUACAGCACCAUUUGCUGGCUCCCAAGCUGCUACCGAAGUAGAACAUCUCAUCCAUAUCAUAUCGAAUUGCCUCAAGGACCAAAGAUACCUUGUCAUUAUUGAUGAUAUAUGGCAAUGUGGAGAAUGGGAAAUCAUCAGGAAAUCACUCCCAGAGAAUAACCUGGGCAGUAGAAUUGCCACAACAACUCGAAUGAAUGAUAUAGCCAACAAGUGGCGUGAUGAUUUUGGUUCCUUGAUCCACCCAAUGUAUCCUAAAUGGAAAGAUUAUGCUAAUAGUUGGGAUUACCUUAUCAGUUACAAAGAUGUUUGUGCCUCAAUUAUAGCUAUGCAGGCAGACAUGGUUGAAAAAGGUUUGGACGAUGACCAUCCUGUUGUGCGCAUGUGUGGUGGUGUGCCCUUAGCAUUGCUUUGCAUGCUCUCUGCUGUGGCAAGGGAGGUAGAACAAAGGGAAUCUGCUGGGGAUGCGCUUCGUACCGUUGCAGCAAAAGUUGACCGUAACGGAAUUCAGAAUAUUAGAGGGUUUGAGCCAUUGGUAGAGAGUCUGCAACUUGGCUAUGAUAAUCUUCCACAUAUCAUGUUGAAGACUUGCUUAUUGUACUGCAGCAUAUACCCUAAGAAUCACUACUUUGAAAGGGAUGAUUUGGUGAAGCGUUGGAUAACUCAAGGAUUUGUUUAUACGGAGGAGACAGGAAAAUAUUACUUUGACGAGCUUUUAAACAGGGGAUUGAUUCUGCAUAUUGAACUAUUGCCUUUUGUUAGAGGCCUAAAAUAUAUGAUUCACCCUAUGAUGCGAAAUUUCCUAAGAGCGAAGUCACGAGAAUGUAAUUUCUUUGUUUGCAUAUCCGACAUUGCAUGGCCAUGUUCCCGUCGAACCCGAUGGUUAUAUAUCGGCAAUGGUUCGAGGACUAGUGAACUAGACGAGGUGGAUGCCGGGAUGGAUUGGUCUCAUAUCCGAUCUCUUGUUGAUUUUGGAGGCGAAGAGAGAGUCCCCUUGGAGAAGAGAGUUCCCUUGGAGAAGUUGGAACGACUGCGAAUACUGGAUAUUCAAUUCGGUAUGUUUUCAUACCUUCGGAAUCAUCAUCUGAAUGAUAUCUGUAGACUCCGCCGUCUGAGGCACCUGUACGCCCUGCUCGGGAUUAGGAUUACAGAGAUCCCACCAGAAAUAGGGAGUCUGCAGUAUUUGAAGAGCUUGGACUUCAGCCAAACUAGCGUUAUACAACUACCCAGUGAGAUCGGGGGCCUAAAGCGAUUGAAGACUCUAGAUGUUAGUUACAACAAUUGUCUCGAAGAGUUGCCUAGGGAGAUCGGGGAACUAGAGAAUUUAGAGACACUGCGCAUGAAGAGCACAAGGAUCACCGAGCUGCCCAAGGAGAUCGGGAGAGUUAAGAAAUUAAAGACUUUGGAUGUGAGUGAUAGUAAAGGGAUCAAAGAGCUGCCUCGGGAGAUCAUCGUGGGACUACAUGAGUUGGAGAAUCUGAAUUUGACUGGCACGGGGAUCAAAGAUCUGCCUUUGGAGAUUGUCGAACUGCGUCAUUUGAAGCGACUACUUCUGAAGGAUACAAAGGUGGAGAAGAACUGGAAGCAGUGUCCAAGUGCAUCCGCCAAGCUUGGAAUAACACCGAGGUGA